This is a messenger RNA of Oreochromis niloticus (Nile tilapia), 4739 nucleotides long. RefSeq names its product transcription factor 19 (SC1), like (gene tcf19l). The record is from RefSeq and is a predicted model, not a curated record. Gene Ontology annotation, biological process: regulation of gene expression. The transcript is spliced from 6 exons. Gene Ontology annotation, cellular component: nucleus. Bases 990 to 2660 code for a protein of 556 amino acids. Gene Ontology annotation, molecular function: protein binding. NCBI's taxonomy places the organism in Eukaryota, Metazoa, Chordata, Actinopteri, Cichliformes, Cichlidae.
GCGCAAGGAAGCUCCCGGAGUGGCGCGCCAAAUUUCAAAGGACUUCCUCCUGGGAGGAAAGACGGCGAGAAGCCCCACCGAAGUCCGGCAAACAGCGGCGACAGAAUACCGCAGAAAAAUAAAGCUAAGCCGAUGUUUUAUGGGUGAAAUCCCCCCGCUGAGCCGUGGAUUGAGUCAAUCUGCGUGGAUCUGAGGAUUUAAAGACAUGAAGUGGGUGCACAGCUUUUUCAUUGUUAUUAGACAGUCCCCAGCUGUUGCACCCUGUCAAGCUUCCCACCUGUGAGUUGGCUGAUGUCAAUUGAUGUCAGCGAGUCUGGGAUUUUAAUCCCCUCCACACACACACAAACGCACGCGCACACACAGAGAGAUCAGGCCUCUGGUGACAGCUGCUCAAACCUGAAAAAUAUUAGUUUUCAAGCUAAAAGUCGCACCUGUUACCACCAGGUUUACUUUUCCGGGGUUUAAUGUUUGCGGCACAUUAGCGCGCGCACGGUCCACAUCACAGCAGCUCUUUUAUUCUCGGGCCCACCGUCUUCUAGCUUCCACUCCACGGGGGAUUUAGUCUGUUUAAACUGGGGCUCAUAACAGAGUGCGGGAGCUCAUUUCCACACUUCACCGGCUUAUACGCUCCUCUAUAUCCUCAUUACUUAUUCAUGUAUGCACAGGAGGACACAAGAAGACAUCAGCUUUCCAUACUAAUGCAAACACCUGUUGCUCAAAGCAGCUGCACCUGUCUGUAACCUUCACACUUGCUGCUUUCUGGUGCAUGUCAGGAAUAUUUUAUCGUCAAGUAUAGAUUGCUGUUAGCUGUCAGUGCUCUUGGGUCGAGCACAAAUGGCUUCAUUUUAGCUCCACUUCACUAGCACAGAUUUGUUCAAAAAUGGAUCGUAGCUUGCUCUAAGUCAGGGCCUGUCACAGAUCAGGGGUGGCCUCUGGGUGGGGCAGGUUGGGGGGGGUUUCGUGGUGGCAGACAAUCACAGGCUUAAGCCAUGCUGGCCGGGGUGCAGCCGUGCUUCCAGCUGCUUCGGAUCGGGUCGUCGGCGGGUGACUCGGCGCGGGACCUGUACACCUUCAGGCCGGCGCAGAACCACUCGGUCUUUCGUCUGGGUCGAGCGGCGGAGCUGUGCGACGUCACGCUGGACUCGCCGUCGGUGUCCCGCAUCCAUGCUGAGGUCGAAGCUGAGAGGGAGACGGUUGAAGGAGAUGAAGCUCAAGAGGAGGAAGGAUGGAGGGUCCACAUUAAGGACAGGAGCAGCCAUGGCACGUGGGUCAAUGAGGUCCGCCUCCAGCCGGGCAUACAGUGGGAACUCUCAGAUGGCGACACGCUGAUCUUCGGAGGCCAGACUGCUCCAGGAAACCCGGAGUUCUACUUCCUUUUCCAGAAGGUUAAAGUUCGCCCGCUGGACUUCGAUGCAAUCACGCUUCCAAAGGCGGGAACCUUUUCGUCCGACUUGCAGAACAGGAUUAGGACCAGCUUGGACCGCAAGGUAGCUGCAAACCUGGACCUUUCGAAGCUGUCCAUCAACAGAGCCACGGUCAUCCUCAACUCCAUCGGCAGCCUGAGCAAGAUGAAGGGCAGCGCCUGGACCUUCAAGAGGAGCCACAGCCACGAGGGAACCGUCUCUGACCCCGGCACCUCGACCUCGCCUCCUCUUGCCGUGGGCUUUUCCUCCCUGCUACUGCCCUCCACUCCUCCAUCAUUCACCUCCGCAGCUUCACUGCCUCAAACGAAGGCCCUCCCUCAGACCUCCAGGAGCAGGAGGAAGUCGGCUCACACGGUGCUGCUGGAGGACGACAGCUCAGACGAGCCCAGAAGUCGAGGAGUUUUGGCAGGAGUUGUGGAGGAUGGACAGAGAGCUCGUGGGAAGAAGAGGCGGAGGCUCUACAAGUCUGAAUCUGAAGGUUUCAGCUUGCCGCCGCCUCCUCAGCUGCAGCCCAAGACUCACAGCGACAUCCGCAGGCCGCUGGAGGCCAAGCCCUUCCCCGUCGGUAUCCGGACCAUCGGCAGCUUCCACGGAGCCAUGACAAACAGCAGACUCAACGAGCACCUCUUCCAGGCAUCCUUCACAAGCAAACAAGAGGUGGAGAAGGUGAACCGAGUCAAGACGGUGGUGCACGGAAACAUCGCGGCCUUCCGCCAGCAGAAGCCUGCCCAUUGCUCCCCAACCGCAGCGAGAGGGAGGCGGAGAGCCAACAGCUCCCCUGUAUUCUCCCCGCUGGUGGUAGGAGGGGAGAACUACAACCUGGCCUCGCCGUCGGUGAGGAUCCGCGCAGACGAGAGAGUUAGCGUGCAGUUCAACCGAUUUCAUCAUCCAACAGGUAAGCGACGCGGCCGCCCCAGGAAACACCCCCUCCCACCACGGCCUUCCCUGCCCUCUCCAUCCUCCUCAUCUUCAUCCUCUACCUCCUCGGCCUCCUCCUCCUCCGGCUCCUCCUCUUCCUCCUCGGACGAGGACGAAGACGACGAGGAAGAGGACGACGUGAUGGUUGGCACGGUGGAGCCGUGCGCGGCGCCGCGGUGCCGGCUGCCCCAGCAGGACACGGUGCAGUGGAUCCAGUGUGACGUGUGCGACGCCUGGUACCACAUAGACUGUCUGCACGUCGACCGCAAGAAACUCCUGAUGGACCCCAACGCUGACUUCCACUGCGGCUGUCGCUGACGGCAGGGAAGCCAAAUUCUGGAUGAUUAAAUGAAAUCAAAAGCCUCACUUUGAACUUUAAAGCUGACACUUUCCCCUCCUUAAAUGCUUCUUUUCAGUCAUAAAGUGGAAAUUAAGAUUUUUUCCUUUGAAGACGGGCUGCGACUUCAUCUAAUGACCGCUGAGCCGCUCUGCACGAGCACGCGGCGCUUUUCUCUCGCCUCAAACGUGGCUGUUAAUUCAAGAAAAGAAUUUCUUUUGAUAUUUUUUACAUCCUGAUUUGACAAAGUUUGAGCAUUUGUGACCCAACAGUAACAGAGUUACUCCACGAGCCUCGAGCCCACUCAGCCUCAGAGCUUAGGCUUUUGGAGAAGGAGGCACAACUCUAAUGAAAUGUCUCAGCUUGGAUUUCAUUAUGGCUUUGACUGCCUGGAGAGGUGCAAUCAGAGCAGGAAAACACAAUGUUUGAGCACAUCCCCAGCGUGGCUGUGGCUAUCCAGGGAGCGAAGUGCAUUCAGGAAAAUUCAGGCCAUUGCUGGACUCUAUAAAAAGCUCUUUAACGUCCUGAAUUUUGUUCCGCUGCCACCUUCACAAUUUCAAAGCCAUUAAAAAAAAUUUUGCUUGGUAAUCAGACUUCAUUAGAGAUUUGAGUGCGGCUUUCUUGAGUGGUAGCUGCUGUGUAGGAGUAGAUCUGUAAUCAUUCGAUGUGAAAUGCCAAGAAAUGUGUCAGCAGACUUGUGUUGAUGCUGCUGAUGAGAAGUGCUCCUGGGAUGCUAAUCAAAUGUUUGAAGGCACUUCUGUGGCAGCAGAGGCAGCAGCAGCUGCUGGUUUCUGGGAGGGAUGUUUGUGACUGAGUGCAGGCUGGCAGUGUGGCGGCUGCUGAAGGCAGGACUCAUUACCAGUCAAAUGUCAUGUCGUAUAAUCCGCUGGUGUAACAGGAAAAAAACAGACUCAUAAAAAUGAUCUUGUCGCCUCUGACUGGUGGGAUGAGUUUUGAUGUCACAGAUGAUUUUUAGGGUCGUCUCUUCAGCUCUGCUUCCACCUUCAAGAGACUCUUCACACUACUGAACUGUGGGGCCAAAAUGGGUGCUUCAGUCCUGAGUGAAAAGGGCUGGACCUGACUGAACUGUCUCUGAAAAGCAGAAAUCUUCACUUCGGUGCUGCGUGUGAGUAUGAAAUCAAAGUGUGGAACGCCAAAAUCUUUCUCAAGCACCUUGCUUUUUAUUUAAUUCCAAAUUUCUACAUGUUCUGGCUCAUCUGGAGUGGAAACGGCCUCUUUUCCCCACUCAAUUCUGCUCCACUCUUACAGUCUUUAUAAUAGCUCCAUCUCUGUUCAGAUGAGAUAUGAUAGUGUUGUAAUGAAAAGUCUGUGCUGGUGUUGUAUGUGUUUUUUUUUUUUCCUUUUAUUGUACCACAAUGGGAGCACUGCAGUUCUCUGAGCGAGCUUAAAGUGGGAGAAUGUGUGGAAAGUUUCAUUUUUUUUUGAGCAAUAACAUCAAAAACGGGGGGGAAAAAAACAAAAAAACCCAUAAAUAUAUAUAUUUUACAUACUAAUGUCGAUAGAGGUUGAUGUGGACUGUAACAUUGAUUGCUUGCAGUUCACUUAACUUGGAUUUUGUCAGUUUCACUGGUGCUUGGAUGCUGACAGCCUCUCCUGCUGCUUUGCUGAUUGUCAGAAAUCCAGCAAAUAGUUGAGGAGAAAAAUAUAUUUGUGUAUAUAUAAAAAAAAUCAAAAAUCUGUGCACUGAUUUAUCACUUCAUUUUCAAUUCAGUGGAUUGAGUAAAAAAAAAAAAAUCCAAGCAUCUUAAUGUACGCAAACUGUUUUUGGUAGUUUGAGUAUUUUUGUCCAUUUUGAUGUUCAACAACAUAUCACAAUAAAAUACGUGUUUCUUCACGCUGCUGCAAUAAUACAAUGUUAGUUAUAUACAGAUUAACAAUAUGACCUCAUGUGAAAUUCAGGGUUUAAUGACCUGUUUGCUCCUGUUUAACAGUCUUAAAAGAAAUUGUUUGUUCUUUCUCUCUGCUGAUCUUCGGGUGUCUUAAAUGGAGUUUGUUUGCAGUUUUAUUCCCCAGUAAAGAUGGAAGUGUCGCAUUCUCUC